GUCACCAUGAACGGCACGGAAGGGCCCAACUUCUACGUGCCCAUGUCCAACCGCAGCGGGGUGGUGCGCAGCCCCUUCGAGCACCCGCAGUACUACCUGGCCGAGCCGUGGAAGUACUCGCUGCUGGCCGCCUACAUGAUCUUCCUCAUCAUCACCUCCUUCCCCAUCAACUUCCUGACGCUCUACGUGACGGUCAAGCACAAGAAGCUGCGCACGCCGCUCAACUACAUCCUGCUCAACCUGGCCGUGGCCGACCUGUUCAUGGUGAUCGGUGGCUUCACCGUCACGCUCUACACCGCGCUGCACGGCUACUUCGUGCUGGGCGUCACCGGCUGCAACCUGGAGGGAUUCUUCGCCACGCUGGGCGGUGAAAUUGCCCUGUGGUCCCUGGUAGCGUUGGCCAUUGAGCGCUAUAUUGUAGUGUGCAAGCCCAUGAGCACCUUUCGCUUUGGGGAGAAGCAUGCGAUCGUAGGUGUGGCCUUCACAUGGAUCAUGGCUCUCACCUGUGCUUUGCCCCCUCUGAUGGGCUGGUCCAGGUACAUUCCUGAGGGGAUGCAGUGCUCCUGUGGUAUUGACUACUACACCCCCAAGCCUGAGCUCAACAACACGUCGUUUGUCAUCUACAUGUUCAUCCUCCACUUCUCCAUCCCUCUGCUCAUCAUCUUCUUCUGCUACAGCCGCCUGCUCUGCACUGUCCGUGCGGCUGCAGCCCAGCAACAGGAGUCCGAGUCCACUCAGCGGGCAGAGAAGGAAGUGACACGCAUGGUGAUCGUCAUGGUGAUAGCCUUCUUGGCGUGCUGGGUGCCUUAUGCCAGUGUGGCCUGGUACAUCUUUGCCAAUCAGGGUACGAGCUUUGGGCCCAUCGUUAUGACAGUCCCAGCAUUCUUUGCCAAGAGUGCCGCCCUGUACAAUCCAGUGAUCUACAUUCUCCUGAACAGACAGUUCAGAAACUGUAUGCUGACGACUGUGUGCUGUGGGAAGAACCCGUUCGGUGAGGAGGAAGUCACCACCACGGCCUCCUCUAAAACCCAGUCCUCCUCCAUCUCCUCCAGCCAGGUGGGCCCUGCCUGAACUCUGC
Sardina pilchardus (European sardine) is the source of this 1078-nucleotide messenger RNA. RefSeq names its product rhodopsin-like. The transcript has 5 exons. The coding region runs from base 7 to 1071 and encodes 354 amino acids. Gene Ontology annotation, molecular function: G protein-coupled photoreceptor activity. The record is from RefSeq and is a predicted model, not a curated record. Gene Ontology annotation, cellular component: plasma membrane; photoreceptor outer segment. Gene Ontology annotation, biological process: visual perception; G protein-coupled receptor signaling pathway; cellular response to light stimulus. NCBI's taxonomy places the organism in Eukaryota, Metazoa, Chordata, Actinopteri, Clupeiformes, Clupeidae.